Arvicanthis niloticus (Nile rat) is the source of this 681-nucleotide messenger RNA. RefSeq names its product olfactory receptor 5W2-like. Lineage: Eukaryota; Metazoa; Chordata; Mammalia; Rodentia; Muridae. The record is from RefSeq and is a predicted model, not a curated record. Gene Ontology annotation, cellular component: membrane. Gene Ontology annotation, biological process: G protein-coupled receptor signaling pathway. Gene Ontology annotation, molecular function: G protein-coupled receptor activity; olfactory receptor activity.
AUGUUUUGUUUCUAUAUUUGCUCCCCUGAGUAUUUUUGUAUUCUUCAGCUCUUCAUUUUCUGUACCUUUGCUGAUUCUGAGUGUGUGCUGCUGGCAGUCAUGGCCUUUGAUAGGUACCAGGCCAUUAGCAACCCCUUGCUCUACACAGCAAACAUGUCCAGCAGGGUAUGUUCUAUGCUCAUGGCUGGAGUUUACCUGGUGGGAACAUCAGACGCUUUGAUACAUACAACUUUGGCAUUCCGCUUAUGUUUCUGUGGGUCUAAUGAGAUCAACCACUUCUUCUGUGAUCUACCUCCACUUUAUCUUCUCUCCUGCUCAGAUACUGAAGUAAAUGAGUUAGCAUUAUUUACUAUUUAUGGUUUUCUUGAACUGAGCACCAUCUCAGGAGUCCUUGUUUCUUACUGUUACAUCAUCUCAUCAGUCUUAAAAAUCCGUUCAACUGAGGGGAGGUUCAAGGCUUUCUCCACCUGCACCUCUCACUUGACUGCAGUUGCUAUUUUUCAAGAAAUUCUACUCUUCACAUAUUUUCGACCAAGUUCUUCUUAUUCCCUUGAUCAAGACAAAAUGACAUCUCUAUUUUAUACCCUUGUGAUUCCUUUGCUGAACCCACUAAUUUACAGUUUAAGAAACAAGGAUGUGAAAGAGGCCUUGGAGAAAAUUAAAAGAAAAAGAUGGUUUUAA